This is a messenger RNA of Hemiscyllium ocellatum (epaulette shark), 4394 nucleotides long. It is a transcript of the gene abraxas1, whose product is annotated as abraxas 1, BRCA1 A complex subunit. Gene Ontology annotation, molecular function: polyubiquitin modification-dependent protein binding; microtubule binding. Gene Ontology annotation, cellular component: nucleus. Gene Ontology annotation, biological process: mitotic spindle assembly; protein K63-linked deubiquitination; attachment of spindle microtubules to kinetochore. Bases 18 to 1265 code for a protein of 415 amino acids. The record is from RefSeq and is a predicted model, not a curated record. Lineage: Eukaryota; Metazoa; Chordata; Chondrichthyes; Orectolobiformes; Hemiscylliidae. The transcript is spliced from 9 exons.
CCUCCCCGGAGAUUGCCAUGGCGGCCGGCGAGGAGUCCGGCGGCGCCGUGUCAGGAUUCCUGUUCGGUUCGCUCGCCUUCCAGCACCUCAACGCCGACUCGGACACGGAAGGAUUUCUCCUCGGGGAAAUCAAAGCUGAAGCAAAAAACAGUAUAACUGAUUCCCAGUUGGAUGAUAUUGAGGUGGUACACACCAUAGAUAUACAGAAACAUAUUCCAUGUUACUGGCUAUUCAGUUUUUAUAAUUCUGCUGGUGAAGUGGACGAAAGAGCAUUGCAGAAACUGCUGUUAAAUCAGGAAAAGAAUGUAAUUGGUUGGUAUAAGUUCAGACGUAACACAAAUCAGACCAUGACAUUCCGAGAACGUCUCCUUCACAGGAACCUUCAGAAGCAUCUGAAAAACCAACAGUUGGUGUUUUUUCUCUUUACCAGCAAGUUAAGCAGAGAGAAUGGCUCCACGCAUAGUCUGGAGUAUACGCUGUAUAAAUCCCAGGGAAGUUUUAUUGAGCGAAUACCUAUAUCCGUUACCAAUCUAGGAAUGUCUGAACAACAAGACUACAAAACAUAUUCUGGACCGAGUAGUGCAGGUGGCUAUAGUCGAGCAAUGAAGAAACACAGACUUGUGUUUUUUGAUCAAGAAGGCUCCUUAAAAGAGGUUCAGAGAAUUAAAGGAAUGUAUGGUACACUGCAGGAAGAAUUGAAGACAACUUGUUUAAAGGUAGAAGAAAGUGAACGCUCGGUGGAACGUUUGCUAACUGAGGUACAACGACUCAGGAAAAUGGUAUCUGAGAAGAAAAAGCUGUACACACUGAUUCCAGGAGAGAGACAGAAUCAUGACCUGGUAGAAAACAACAUACACUUGUGUCAGGCUUUGAAGAAAGUUUUCCCAAACUCAAAACUUUUACAGUCUGUGUCAAUUACAAGAGAUGGUCAAGUGGUGCCAGUUCAGUGUCACAAUGAAGAUAACAGGGUGAACUUAAAGGACACUUUCACUCGAGUCUCAGCCAAAAGCAUCCAUGUGUCUUCUUCAGAAAGGGCUAACGCUUCUGGGAUUACAUGUAAACGCAAGGCAAAAAACUGUCUUAAUCGCCCAAGUCGGGGUAAAAAACAGAGAACAGUCUGGCCAAAGGUCAGGAGAUCAGCAAGUAAAGACAGUGAGGAUAGUGAAAAUGAUUCAGUGAACAUCCUGACUGGGUCAGAGAAUGAAGGGGAUGUGCUGGAUCAGUACAGCAAUGAUUUAACGCCUUCAGCUUCACCAACAUUCUGAACUUUCCAGACACUCAGACCUGAAAUGCAAUAAAACACUCCCCACUUAUGAAAUGCAAAGUGCCAAAUCUUUUUCUAUACAUACACUGAAAAGGAUGUUCGCAUUUCUUCAGAUGGAAAGCAUGUUGCAACUUAAGGAGGAGGAAAGUAUUUUGCUUUUUUAAAAGUAAUCACAGGGACUUAACCUGGUUUGAGACAUUUGACAGCUAUACUAGAGGCCAAAAUGGUUUUAAUUUUUUUGCAGCAUCAAUGCAGCUAUGAUGAGAUUAAAACAUGGUUUGGAAUACUGUUGCUUCACUUUUUGUGCCUGGAAUUAAAUUUCUCUCCUGCCUUUAGCCUUUGAAAAGCAAUUCUGUUUUCUGCUCCUUCUUUUAGUCUUCCCCAACUUUGACAUCCAGCUUCCAUUCUGAGCACUCCAGGCCACUCGAUACGUUUCUCUCAAUAAAUGCCUAAGAUUUAGCCUCCUGUUGAGCGGUCAUCUAAGUCGAGUGGGUAAUUUCUUCUUGUCUGAAACAUUGGGUUGGGGGGAGGGGAAGGAAAAUACAGAACAAUGGUUUUACCCUUGCUGCUAAAUUAUAUUUAACUAAGCAGGAGGCAAAAAUCAAACUACAGAAUGGAAAAUAUGUGCAAACCUAGGGUUUUUUAAGUUUAUAGGGCUGGAUGUGCAAAAUCAUAAUAUUUUUGAAAAAAAAUAUAAUUCUAAUGCACAUCUACAAACAGCAAACAGCCCAAUCUCAGGCUAAUUUUCAAGUGUAAAACUGGCCAUAUUUGAUACUGACUUUACCAUUCUUUUGAAGCCAGUGUUCUGAACUGAGGCUUAGACAUUGUGGAUACAAAUGAAGCUCACUGCUAAUGAAUCCUAAAGUGCUUCAUGAAUGCAAUCAGGCAAAAAUAUCAGCCAAAGAACAUAGAAAGCUGACCAAAAGCUGAGUGAAAAAUGUAGCUUUUAAAGAGUAAGACUAUGGUAAGGAUAUAUAGGAAGAGGGUUCCAAGCUAGGCCUGGAUGAUUAAUAGACACAGCUACCUGUACUUUGGCAAAUAAAAUGAUAGUUUUAAAAAAGUCUAGAAAUGGAGGAAGAAAGUUCUCAGGAUUGUGGUGUUGGAGUUUGAUCAACAGCUGUGUUUUGGAUGCAGAGCAUUUGGUGCCAGAAGUUCAGGUUCACAUAGGAUGGAGAGGUUAUGAACAGUUUGGUUCAGCCUGACUCAUUCACAAGAGUGGGGCAGAAAUCAGUAGGUAGAGAGCACAAUUUUGUUACAGGGGCCAAAAGUUCUGACUGGUUUUCAGUUUGGUGAUUCGAGUUGCUUGUCAACAUAGAAUGAAAAUGUUAAAAGCUAAUGAGGUAGUGCUGGUUGUUUCCAGGACACAUGUGCAGUGUGACAUAUCUUUGAUGUUAUUAAGGUAUGUUGAACACUAAUCAUCUGACUAUAGACUGUUAACUGUUCUGCUUGAAACAGUUACAGGAAAAGAAUAGAACAAGAUAAAAGACUGGCAUUUAUUAAGGAAGCGAUGGCGGUAUUGUUGUCGAGCUGGCUGUAUCUUUAAAGUUGUGUGCAGUCAUGGACCAUAGGCCUAAUUUCAAACUGUAGUAAUAAAAUGGGACGUAGUAUUAGAAAAUGAUAUAGGUUGGGCAAACUGUUGUCUAAAAUACAUGUGACAAUAUCAGUAGCUGCAAGUGGAGAUCUCAGUUCCACAAACUGAGAUCCUAAGAGUAAGGACAUCUCUUAUGACUGCUCCCAUUGUUGCUUUAAAAGCUGAGGGGCACAAAUGUUAAGAUGACUGCCUCAUUGGAGAAACUUGUAGGCAAGUUCUGAGAGGUUGCAGAUGGUCACUUCUGUAGUCAUUUAGAAGCUGAGUAUCAGCUGGAGGGACCCUCCAGAGCAAUGUGUUGCAGCAACUGGUGUGAGGCUUGAGCAGUAGUAGUUAUGUUUCAUCCUAGACAGAUAGAUAAAAGUCCUUUAUCAGCCAUUCUUUGGAUAUGAGGGGCACAUAGAGGCUGAAUUUUCUGAAUUUAAGUUUAUUCUGCAUUCUAUUAGAACAUGGCUGGUCCAUAUUCCCUUUGUGUGCCUGUGAUUUAACAUUUAACACCCUUUAAUGAUCUCUGUAUCUCAGUUUUGACAUUGUUGACAGAGUAUCUCACCUCUUUUUGUGGGAGAGAAUUCCAAAUUCUCUCAGCCUGAUUUUCAAAUGUGCUGGCUUUGCAUGGCUGCAGCAUCACUUCACUUUGGAAUUCAAACCCUUGAGAUCAAUGAUUGAAAUCAAAAUUCCACUGCCAUUUUUAUUUUUUAAAUAAUGCACAAGUACAAAAGUAUUGUGUAUGUGACUCCUAAAUUCCUUUUUGCACUGUUUCAAAAACAUGACAAUGUAUUUUCCUGAUCCGAGGUGGAUGACCUUCCAAUUUCCACAUUGGACUACAGCUUCCAUAGUUUUUGCCCACUCCUCUCCCAUCUUCACAAUACCUAUGUUAUCAACAAACCUGUUUGUACAAGUCAUUAUUCCUCAUGUAUGUAGUGAGAAACUAUGGCCCAUCUACAGAUCAUUGGGUAACAUCAUGUGCCAUCUCAAUGAAUUAACAAGUGCCAGAAGUCAUCAGUGACAUAGAACAGUGGCAUGAAUUGAUUUUCAGUUGAAUGCUGAGGUGGUGACCAGAGUGGUAUGUUCAUGUACAUUAUCUGUGCAUUCACAGAAUACAACCACUUUGGGAAACAGCCUGUGCUGUUGAUUGUUGUGGUCACCAUCAAUGGUAUUUCAAGUUACACUUAAGGUGCAGACACCUUCAAAAGAUGUCAUUAUUACCACUACUGAUCAUUAUUGACUUGGAAUCUUAAUUAAGUACCCUCACCAAAAAUCCCGAGAGGCUGAUUAUUACCAGAUGAUGGAAAUAUACCAUAAUUGAUCUCCAACUGCAGAAGAGUUAAGCCCACCUGUAGUUUUAUGUAUUUCCUCUGUGAGGCUAAUUUCACCCCUAGCCCCAUCUCUACCUUGAUCUUGAAGUGUGGAGCUGCAAGUGUACAUAGCCAUGUCAUCAAUAUUCCCUUGUGUAAAACUGUUGAAAAUGUACCACUGUAUCAAAUAAAGCCAGUGUGUAAUUUUACCCCUUUACAAAAAUAAACAUUUAUACUUUGGCUGUUA